Messenger RNA from Caenorhabditis briggsae, 1218 nucleotides. The transcript has 5 exons. Gene Ontology annotation, molecular function: zinc ion binding; sequence-specific DNA binding; DNA-binding transcription factor activity. The record is from RefSeq and is a predicted model, not a curated record. The coding region runs from base 1 to 1218 and encodes 405 amino acids. NCBI's taxonomy places the organism in Eukaryota, Metazoa, Nematoda, Chromadorea, Rhabditida, Rhabditidae. Gene Ontology annotation, biological process: regulation of DNA-templated transcription.
AUGUGCUUUUACGGUCAAGAAAUGACGCUUUUUGAAGAGGACUCCGUUAUUGUUCUGUCUGAAUCUUCUGCUAGUUCCACGCCUUCUAUUCCGACUUCAGAUGAUUGUUGUCAAAUCUGUGGAGACCAUUUUAAUAAUAAGAGAUACGGAGCACCAGCCUGCCUAGGGUGUACUGUAUUUUUUCGAAGAACAAUAGUGAAGAAUCUGAAAUAUAAAUGUUUGAGAGCCGGCAAUUGUAUCAUUUCCUACACAUACCGAUGUGCUUGUCGAUCCUGUCGGUUUGAAAAAUGCCUUCAAGUCGGAUUACGAGAAAGUGCAAUUCAAAGAAGGGACCUCAUUGGACCCAGAAGAAAAGCUUCUAGAGAAUCGUCAACAAACAGCCAACCCAGCGCAUUUCUAGGAUCUUUUGUUCAAUUCCAACGGGAACAGCAUGCCCAACACUUGCCCUUCUUUGCCGCUCAUGACGCUGACGUGGCAUUUCACAGAGAUAGUCAGAACAUUGUGAAAUAUCGCCGGAGAGCCAGAGCACAGGACGUAAACAUAAUGAUGAAAUUGGCUCUGAAACAAGCAAAUGAGUGGGCAGAUCGGUUGAAACCAUUCAAGAAAUUAUCCAUAGAAAUUAAGAAAAGUGUCUUAUCCGAAUACUUUCUGGCAUUCCUACUAAUCGAUUCGGCUUACAAGACUGCAAAAGAAGCGGAUCUAGGGAUCUGGCUACUUCCAAAUGGGAGCUUCAUGCACAAUGAUUAUUUUUUUGGUCUACCCCAAACAACUAUUGAUGUAGAAGGCAUCAAAGUUAAGACACAACUCCACCAUAACUUUGUGACCAACAUAUUGGGUACAGUAGUAUGGCCGUUCCGAAAAUUACAACUCGAUGAGACAGAGUGUGCCGCAUUGAAGACGAUUCUGAUAUUAAAGCGUACGUCAACAACAUCUAAAAAUGAAAUUUUUUUUUCAAUUUCAGCAUCUUGCUCUAAACGAGCCGUGUAUUCUGGCCAGGAAGGUGUGCUGGCAGGUGUCUACACAAAUUGUAUGGAGGAGUUAAUGAAUCAUUGUAUGAUGAAGAACUUCAAAACUGGAGCUGAAAGAUUUGGGGAAAUCCUCCUGCUAAUAAGCUCAAUCCGAUGUGGUGUCAAGAGUCUAUACAAUCAGACAAGGGUUUCUGAUUUAUUUAGUUUUAUGAGAUUCGAUGAUAGUGUUAGAGAUAUUCUUUUGAUGUGA